Molecule: messenger RNA, 1617 nt
Organism: Trematosphaeria pertusa
Lineage: Eukaryota; Fungi; Ascomycota; Dothideomycetes; Pleosporales; Trematosphaeriaceae
Product: MFS general substrate transporter
Exons: 2
Coding region: 1-1617 (538 amino acids)
Biological process (GO): transmembrane transport
Molecular function (GO): transmembrane transporter activity
Source: RefSeq, a predicted model, not a curated record
AUGACGUCCGAGCCAAACGCCGAAAAGGCACAAGCCACCGAUCCACCAAUCACCGCCACUUCGACUUCGCAGACGUCCACCACAUCUUCGUCAACACCACAGAAACCCGUCCCCUUAGGGCGCAAACUUUGCACCUUCCUAACAUGGACCCCGCCACGAUGUCGGUGGGACCCCGCCAAACCACCCCAAUUCUCCAUGUCAAUGAACGUCCUGUUUGCGUUCGCUGCGGGAUUUACUGUCGCGAACUUGUACUACAGCCACCCUAUUCUGAACAUCUUAGCGCAUGAUUUUGGAGUCAAGUAUGAGAAGGUGGCGCAGAUUCCGACGGUCAUGCAGGCUGGGUACGCGGCGGGGUUGUUGUUCUUGUGUCCGUUGGGGGAUCUGUUUCCGAGGAGGCCCUUUGUGGUGGGUUUGGUUGGGGUCACUGCUUUGCUUUGGCUCGGUCUCUGCAUAACCUCCAACCUCUCCGUCUUCACAGCGCUCUCCUUCCUCGUCUCUAUCACAACCGUCACGCCCCAACUCAUGCUCCCGCUCGUCGGCGACCUAGCCCCGCCACACCGCCGCGCAGCCGCCCUCUCCGUCGUUGUCUCCGGCCUCCAACUUGGCAUCCUCAUCGCACGCGUCCUCUCCGGCACCCUGACAAACUUCGUCUCCUGGCGCGCUAUCUACUGGCUAGCCCUCGCGCUCCAAUCCAGCAUUUUCGUCCUGCUUUGGCUGUUCAUGCCGGACUAUCCCUCCACCAAUGCCAACUUCAACUACUUCAAGCUUCUCUGGAGUAUCCUACAGAUGCUGGGCCGCCACCCGGUGCUCGUGCAAGCCUGUAUAGCAGGCUUCUUCACAAGCAGCACAUUCACAAGCUUCUGGACAACCCUAACGUUCCUCCUCGCCGGCGCCCCGUACCACUACAGCUCCCUCGUCAUCGGCCUCUUCGGCCUCAUCGGCAUCGCAGCCAUGUGCUUCGGGCCCUUGUACGCGCGCACAGUCACCGACCGCUUCGUCCCGCACCUCACCGUGCUCGUCGGGCUCUCCUGCUGCCUCCUCGGCAUCUGCCUCGGCACCUACAUCGGCACCUUCAACAUCGCCGGCCCCGUCCUCCAGGCCUUCCUGCUCGACUUCGGCAUGCAGACCGCGCAGAUCGCUAAUCGCAGCUCCAUCUACGCUAUCGAACCUAUGCGCCGCAACGGCGUUAACACCGCGUUCAUGGUCGCGACGUUUUGUGGCCAGUUGAUGGGGACCGCGGCGGGCAAUCAUAUCUACGCAAGAGCUGGCUGGAUCGGGUCGGGCAGCGCAAGUGUGGGGUUCAUUGGGGGCGCGAUAUUGACGAUGGUGGUGAAGGGGCCGUGGGAGAGGGGAUGGGUGGGGUGGAGCGGGGGGUGGAGUUUUAAGAAGAUGGAUAAGGGGAGUGCGGAUGGGAGGACAGCGGAGAGGGCGAUGCAUGUCAGAGAGGAGGAGGUAGGGAGGGACGAAGAGGUAGGGGCGGAAGAGAAAGCGCUGGAGGAGGUGGCAGCUGAGCCAGGAAAUGAAAGUCCUUUGAGGGCGGGGAGCGAGAUAGAGAAGGAGGCAAGCGAGAAGAGUAGGAGUAGUGGGGAGGAUGGGAUCAGACCGGUUAAGGUGUAG